Molecule: messenger RNA, 2904 nt
Organism: Lasiodiplodia theobromae
Lineage: Eukaryota; Fungi; Ascomycota; Dothideomycetes; Botryosphaeriales; Botryosphaeriaceae
Product: Mechanosensitive ion channel family
Exons: 2
Coding region: 1-2904 (967 amino acids)
Biological process (GO): intracellular calcium ion homeostasis; calcium ion transmembrane transport
Cellular component (GO): membrane
Molecular function (GO): calcium ion binding; calcium channel activity
Source: RefSeq, a predicted model, not a curated record
AUGACGACCCCAAUUGACGAGAAGGCCGAGCCCCGCUACUAUCGCCCUCACGUUGAAAAUGCUCGCUUGUCCGACGAGGAGGACCACACUGUCAUUGGCGAAGAUUCCACCAGGAACAACUCCGACCAGGAUCACCAUGUCGACCCCCUCGACACCACCCACCUCUCAGCGACGAAUGAGUCCAACUACCUGCGCCCCCCGAGCGGCGUGACAUCGCCGUCGGCCACGCGCGAGCAGGCGAGCCGCCUGGACGAUGACCUGCAGAUGCUGCAGAUCGAGAGGCAGAUCUCCGCCGCCGAGGAGGCCAAGAGCAAUGACGGGCGCUCAAUGCACCGCUCGCGCUCGCGCCACCAGGAGCCCGUCGACGAGUUCGACGCUGCCACCGAGCCCAUCCACACCCAGGCCUCCAUGUACAAGCCCCCGGAGAACCCGACCACUAGCUUCGCCAAGUUCUUCAAGAAAAUUCACAAUUCGAGCUGGGUCAUUCGCUACCUCACCUACAUCGUUCCCGUCGUGUGCAUCAUCCUCAUCCCCCUUCUCCUCGGCGCCCUGCUCUUCACCGAUGCGUCGGUUGGCGGCGUCAAGCUCGUUUGGUUUUGCAUCUGGCUUGAGAUUGUCUGGUUGACCCUAUGGGCCGGCAGAGUUCUCGCAAAGUGUCUUCCCUGGCCCAUUGGGCUUGCGGCAAGCUUGUUCACGAACAACGGAAAGAAAUGGCGUGACAUGGGCAAGCAGCUGGAGCUUCCGGGAACCCUAUUCUUUUGGUGGCUGGCCAUCAUCAUUUCCUUCUACCCCACCAUGACCCAGCAUCACAUCAACGGCAAUAAAGGCAUCAAGAGUUGGGAGAAGACCAUGUACAAGGUCCUGGUGUCCAUCUUCAUCGGCUUCGUCCUCAACUUCGUCGAGAAAAUCAUCAUCCAACUCAUCGCCAUCAGCUUCCACUUGCGUACCUACCAGGACCGGAUUGAGAUGAACAAAUUCCAGAUCGGAAGCCUGGUCAAGCUCUACACCUUCUCCAAGGCGAAGCUCACCAUGGAGGAUUCUGAGUUUGAGCAACGCGAAACCGGCCAGAACUCAGGGGCUCGUACGCCUGGCAUGUUUGUCAAAGAGGCCCAAAAGAACACGAAACAGGCCAUUACGAAAUUCGGAGAUGUUGCUGGAAAAAUUGCAGCUGACUUCACCGGACGCGCCACACAGAGGAGCAACCACCCCCACCAGGUCGUCCUGGCAUUGCUCAACACUACCAGCGGCAGUCAGGUGCUAGCCCGUCGUUUGUUCCGCACCUUCUCCCACGACGACACGGAAACGGUCCACCCCGACGAUCUGGCCAGCGCUUUCGACAACGAGGACGAGGCUACCGCUGCGUUUUCCAUGUUCGACAAGGACAUGAACGGCGAUAUCUCCAUGGAAGAGCUUGAAGCUGUCUGCGUAGAGAUUGGCCGUGAACGCAAGGCCAUCACUGCUUCCCUCAAAGACCUCGACUCCGUCAUUUCCAAGCUCGACGAUGUGCUGAUGUUCAUCGUUGCCGUCAUCACUAUCUUGGUCUUCAUCUCUCUCAUCUCUGCUUCCGCCGGCAGCGUCAUCUCUAACGCUGGAUCGGCCGUUCUGGCCCUGUCUUGGCUCUUUUCCGCCACUGCACAGGAAUUCCUGCAGUCUAUCAUCUUCGUCUUCGUCAAGCACCCGUUUGACGUUGGCGACCGUGUGAGCAUUUAUGGUAACACUGGUGCCACUGGCUUGGGUGAUGACUAUUUCGUCAAGGAAAUUGCAUUGCUGUACACGGAAUUCAAGAAGAUGGAAGGUCACGUCGUCCAAGCACCCAACAGCUACUUGAACACCCUGUUCAUUCUCAACCAGCGGCGUUCCGGUGGCUUGGCCGAGGCUAUCCCUAUCAUUAUCAAGUUUGGCACGACCCUCGAUCAGAUCGAACAACUCCGGUCAAGAUUGCUGGAAUUCGUGCGUUCGGAGAAGCGCGAGUACCAGGGCAACAUUCUCACCGAACUUCGGGAGGUCAAGGAAGCACACUCGCUGACCCUCAACGUCGUCUUCUUUUACAAAUCGAACUGGCAGAACGAGCUGCUGCGCCUGCAACGCCGCAACAAAUUCAUCUGCGCGAUGAUGGUGUGUAUGCAGGAUCUCGGCAUCGAAGGUCCCCGCAUGCGCUUCCCUGGCCAGAAGGAGUCGUUCCCGGUCUAUCUCCAGCAAAUUCCUCACCUUGCGACUCCUGGCAUGGGCCAUGGUGGCAACCCGGAUAACCCGACCGGCUUCGUUGAGCGCCCUGAUACUGGCAGGAGCAACGUAUCAGGUCCUCAGGAUCCUCCUUUCGUCAGUCCGGAGUCCCCGACCAGUGCACGAGCGCUACAGCCCUCACACUCGAUUCUCCGCACUGGCAGGCCCCGUGGCGAGUCUCUUGCAGCUAUGGGCAGGCGUGUGGAUUUCUCGCUCGGCAUGAAGGACAUCUCGGCGGCUGACAUGACGGGAGACGUUUUCGAGGAUCGAAAGCCCUCUCUUCCGGCGAGAAUAAUGUCGCCUAGCACCUCUACUCGUGGCUCGCAAGACUCUCGCCCUCGUCCAUCUCACGACACUGCCCGUUCGACGGGACAUGACUCAGACCUUGCUCGAAUUCCUACGGACAGCUCGGCCGCGCGCAGUCGCUCCAGCCACCGCAAUCGUUUCUUUUCGCGCGGAAAGACACAGGGAGAUCUGGAAGGCGGUCUCUCUAUGGAGAACAUUCCUGAGACAACAGAACGCAUUGAUCCGCGCAGCGGAACCGUCAGUCCUGCGGCAUGGCGGGCAAGCCAUGAAGAGAGCAGGACACCUACUGCCUCGGGCGCCCUGGAUGGCGCCGAGGGGAGUUUCGCCCCUCCACCGAGGAGCAUGACCGAAAAUGCCAGCUUCAAGACGAAGUAG